Messenger RNA from Momordica charantia (bitter melon), 688 nucleotides. RefSeq lists its product as uncharacterized. The record is from RefSeq and is a predicted model, not a curated record. Gene Ontology annotation, cellular component: mitochondrion. Lineage: Eukaryota; Viridiplantae; Streptophyta; Magnoliopsida; Cucurbitales; Cucurbitaceae.
CCAGGCAAAGCCCACGAAGAUCCCUCAAGAAGACGAUGACGACCUGAAAUCCUCAGAGACCCCGAGCUCGGUUGCAGAAUGGACAUGGCGACCAAAUUUCUACGAACUUUAACGAAUGCCUCCAAUAACAAAACCUUAAUUAACGUUUGCCUCGUCGUUUCGUUUGGGGCACUGAGCGCCAGGUCGAUCAAGCAGCAGAGGGAAAUUGAAGCUCUGGAGGCCGAGAAAGAUUCCCUCCUCAAUUCCAAUAAAGCACUGAAGAAAUCCAUGUGGGAUUGGAAGCAACAGUUGUUCGCUGAAGCUUCCUCCGAGUCCGCUUUGGUCCCUCUAGCCAGGAUCAAAGCUAUCUAUGGCGAAGUUCCGAUAUCAUCCCCUACUGGAGCAGGACAUGCGGCAACAGAAGAUGAAAAUUCACAAGGCUCCAAAUUUGUGGUUUGAUGUUUGGUUACUUACUCUCAGUUUCUGUAGUUUUGUUUGCUUUGAUCAGGAAAUGGCUGAUGAAAUCAAAAACUCUAUUGAAAAUACAUGUUGCUCCAGGCCCAGAAAAGUAGUGAAGAGUACCAGGAAUUAGAUUUUCUUUUUCAUUUUCCAUUUUCCCAUACAAUUUAAUACUCCAAUUCUUAUUCUUCUUCUAUUAGUACAACAAAUUAAGAGGGUGGAAGGGUGCAGUAUGAACCUCCGACCCCAA